UUGUCAUCGAUGGUUCAUUAAAAUAUAAAGUCUAAUGCGAAGGAAAAAUGUAACAUUAGUGCACGAAAAGGAUUAUAUACGUUUAAAAAGCAUUUCAUAACAUAACCUUAUUUCUUUUAAAACGUAAUAUAAAUGGUUUUACUUUCUACGAUUUACCGUUUUUGAGACACGUAUUUCUCGGUGUUUGCGGUAACUGUUCGACGAUGAACUCUCCAGGAUCUCAAGCUCUGGAAGCAGCUAAAAACAUGAAAGAUUUAUCGAUAUUUAAAAAGCCGCAGGGUGUUGCUAAGAGAUAUAAAAGAGUACAACCAACAAUUUUAGACGAAGAUACGUAUAUAACAAGAAUGGGAGAAAUUAUCCAACGAGAUUUUUUUCCUCAUCUUGAUAAACUUCAAGCACAGAAUGAAUAUUUGGAUGCGUUAGAACAAAACGAUGCAAAAAGAAUGAGGGAGUUGUAUGAAAAGUAUAGUUCAGGAAGGCCGAUAACAGAGAGACCUGUUAGUCCUGCUACAUUCGAGACUCCUAUGAAUAAAACAGAAUCCGAGGAUGAACAAUUUAAAUCGUCGAAAGUUUCAGAAGAUACCUCUGUUUCUGAGGACACAAAGGAGAAGGACAAAGAGGAACCUAAAACCGGAUUGGAUGCAUAUUUGAGUAUGCACACCAGUGAGGAUAAUGCGAGUUUCGAAGAAAUGAUGGAUGAAGCAGAGAAGAGACUUCAACAGAAAUUUGCUUGGCUCUACGAAGCAGAAGAGAAAUCGGAAUUACUCGCUUUGAGAAACAAAACCACAGAUGUUUUAGCUAUAGAAAAUGAUGAUAAGAAGCCUAACCAAUUGGAUAGUUGGAGUUACAAAAAUAAAAAUUACAUUAUGUAUGUUCCCGACGGAGUUGAAUUAACUCCAGACGAAAGGAUUGACUUAGCUAAGAAAAGACAAAUAGUAGUACAUGGAAAUACAAGGCUUCGAACAAAUCCAUUCAAUGAACAGCAAAAUAAGGAAACUAUUAAUGAGUUGGCAAAAAACCAAUCGAAGGUUAACGACGGAAAAAUCGGAGUCGAUGGUAAAGAAAUUAUUAGAAAUCCAACUCCAAGGGUGAACGGAUUCAGUUUUGUGGCGACUCCGAGUCCAAGACCCGGGGAAUGUGAGAGUCCCUUGAUGACAUGGGGUCAAAUUGAAGGUACGCCAUUCAGAUUAGAUGGAGGGGAUACUCCUUUGUUGAGAACGAGUCAGGGACCCUCAUUUAGAAUGGCAGAACCUCCGAAAAGAGAACAACUGGCCUUGCAGUUGGCGGAGAAAGCUGGAGAAAGACAUAGGGAUAGGAAAACUAAAGCAUUAGAGGCAGCUAGAAAAUCACUGGCAACACCAUCUCCAAGGUCCACUAUAGAUCGUUUGAGUACCAUGUCUCCAGCCGCGAGAAGAUUGGCUACGCAAAAACUUCGUAUCACAAGCACACCGACUCCACGGAGGGCUACAUCAUCGAGGACACCAUCGAUAGGCAUUAGAACACCAAGCACUCCAAGAAUAAAUACACCAUCAAAGUCUGAAAAUCGUCUUACAGUCGAAAACAUCAGUACCCGAUCACAGUGUCCUGUUCUCACCGAUAAUCUACUUAAUUUGCCUCUCCAGAGGCAAAGAGCAGCAGAUUUUUUUAACAAAUAAAGUGCGUAACUAUGUACCAAAUUACCGCUCCAAUACUAUGUGUUGUAUGAUAUUGUAA
Molecule: messenger RNA, 1713 nt
Organism: Dufourea novaeangliae
Lineage: Eukaryota; Metazoa; Arthropoda; Insecta; Hymenoptera; Halictidae
Gene: Es2
Product: protein DGCR14 homolog
Exons: 3
Coding region: 204-1655 (483 amino acids)
Cellular component (GO): catalytic step 2 spliceosome
Source: RefSeq, a predicted model, not a curated record